UUUAGAUUUCGAAAAGAACUCCUAAAGUGAGGCCGUUAGCGCUCCGAAACAAACCGAAUUUAUUUUAAAAAAAAGUAGCAUGUUUCGCUUCGUUACUAUCGCAGUGUUGUUCGCUGCGGCGACUUCUGAAGUCAUAUUUGAGGGGCCAUGUCCCGAUAUCAAGACGGUUGACAAUUUUGAAUUUGAAGCUUACGGAGGAACAUGGUACGAAAUGGCGAAGUACCCUAACGCAGGGGAAGAAAACACAAAGGGCAAAUGCACAAUCGCUGAAUACACAGUAAACGGUGACAAGGGCAAGGUUAAGAACUCGCACGUCAUUGAUGCGGUCCGACACUACAUCUCUGGUGAUCUGACACUCGUCGCUCCUGGCAAGAUUAUGCUUACUUACACAUUUGGAGGUCAAUCCAAAAACUCUUACCUGAACAUCUUGGAUACGGACUACAAGAGCUACUCUAUCGGAUACAGCUGCAAAUACUUCAAGGAUGGUAACAAACAUCAAGUCUUCGCAUGGAUCAAGUCAAGGAGCAAGAAACUUGAUUGCGAAGCCAAAUACAAGAUCGACAACUUUUUAAGGACCUCCAAAGUAUUGGAUUCCGCCAAAUUCGUUGUAAACGAACACACUGACGCCGCUUGUUCGGCACCCACCACCAAAACCAUCACUGAGUUCCUUAAGUGAAUAGACAUAUAGUUAAGUAGAUAAAAUAGGUACAUAUUGUCAAUAAAAAACUUUAAAAUGCAAUAAAUUCAAUUGUUCCAUUAACAGUAAAUUACAGAUUAAUAAAAAUAAUAUAACACAA
Papilio xuthus (Asian swallowtail) is the source of this 797-nucleotide messenger RNA. The record is from RefSeq and is a predicted model, not a curated record. NCBI's taxonomy places the organism in Eukaryota, Metazoa, Arthropoda, Insecta, Lepidoptera, Papilionidae.